Polypterus senegalus (gray bichir) is the source of this 12205-nucleotide messenger RNA. RefSeq names its product serine/threonine-protein kinase WNK1-like. The transcript has 30 exons. Gene Ontology annotation, molecular function: potassium channel inhibitor activity; chloride channel inhibitor activity; ATP binding. Gene Ontology annotation, cellular component: cytosol; cytoplasm. The record is from RefSeq and is a predicted model, not a curated record. Bases 1602 to 8657 code for a protein of 2351 amino acids. Gene Ontology annotation, biological process: monoatomic ion homeostasis; protein phosphorylation; negative regulation of sodium ion transport. Lineage: Eukaryota; Metazoa; Chordata; Cladistia; Polypteriformes; Polypteridae.
GGAUGGAGGAGAGUUUUAGUUCAAGUCGCCAUUUAGUACUGGAAGCUAAGCGAUAAAUAAGCGAGUUGAGGUCUUUCUUCCAUUAUAAGUGAAUGUGGCGAUUUAAUUUACGUAAGAGCGUAAUUUCUAGGCAUUUUUCAUUCAUUUUGAAAUAUUUAUUGCAAUAAGUUGCUUCUUGUACAUUGGACGUAAACGUAAACUCGUAUUGUACAAUAGAUUAUAUUAAGUAUUUAAUAUAUUAUAUUGUUAAUUUUUUGUUAGUUAUUUCGAGUCGUUGCUUGCAACCUUGUGAAUACAUUUGAGCGGACAUCGUAUUGAUUCGACACUAGCAGGGGCAGCCGGAGAUCGUGUCCUAGCUGUCAAUUUAUUUUAUUUUGUUUUUUCUCUUCAAAAUAUGGAAGCGCUUGUUUUAAUUUGACGAAGGGGUGGAGGGGUUUCGACCCUUCUCCCGAAUUUAAAAGUGAAAACCUUGGGGUUUAUUUUGUAAUCCCUGUUAUCCACCCCAACCCAGAUUUUCCUUCGUACGUGCUCAUAGUUUACCUUAAGACCCAGGAAAGGACCCAAUCCGCCCAACCAGGCCCAGAAAGAAGGCCUCGGGAUUCAGGAAGAAGACGACUAAAGCGCAACUUUUUUUUGAGAUGAAUGGCAUGGAUAUCGUUUAAUAACACCAACAGUUGACAAGCUUCAGGCGUCUUGGACUGGCACACCUGUCCAUUCCCUGCAAUGACUGAAUCGCGGACUUACAAGAUCUUCUAUUUUCGAUCAGAGACAAAGCAGAAUCGCCUGGCCGGUUACAGUUGUCUGCAUCGGACUUCCAAAUGUUAGGAUGAUGUGAUUUUCUCUGGACUUAAAAGAAUCUGCCCAAAGUUCGGUUUACUAAUUUGAAGUGUCCGUGCAAACGGACAAUCGCUAAUGUUUGUUUAUUUUGCAAUGUUACGUACUUGGGACUAAGUGGAAUAAAGCGGUUCGAUUGUGGAUCGAUUCAGACGAAAGACAACUUCGUAACAUAUAUGUUUUUUCCAUUUCGUUGUUCGAUGUGUUUGUGGAUAUGUUUUUGAAAGGCUUGGAUUUUUUAAUGAACUGCAUAAUGGAGAUACUCCUGUCAGUGCCACUGAAAGAGUAGCCUGCACCAAGUACAACUUUUCUCUGUUAUUCUUGGUACUGAUAAUGGGGAAGAUCCCGGUGAACGUUGGAUGUCAUCCAGAUUGAGUCCUUGGUCCCAUGGAGGAUGCCAAAUUGAAAACAAACUCUUCCUCAAUGAAGCAAGGUCUGGAAUUCAUAUACAUACUUUCUGUGCAGAAUAUGAAGCUAGUACGUCCAUGUUGAGAUAUAUAUAUAUAUAUUUGUAAUUGCUUAUUGAGAGCUGUCUUUGUUACACGGAAGAAUGGAUGGAUUGCUUUGGAUAGUUUACAGUUAUCCUAAUUUACGGUUACUCUUCUGUAACAGUGUUUUACUCUUGAUUAUAAAAAGACAUCACUGUUCCAGGGAUCUGGUCCUAUAAGUUAUUAUUCCUCCAGCCUUGACUUACAGAAUUACUUAAAGGAGACAUUGGAAGAAAACUUUACAAUUAUAUUUUUGUAAGGAUUAAAACAUCAAAAAAAAUGUCAGAAAAUCAAGACAUUGUAACAUUUUUGUCUCCCCCGAAGAAUGGUACAGGUUCCAGUUCGGAUACUUCAUUGGGAGACAGGUUGGCAGGUGGUCAUUUUAAGGAGAAAGAUGAAGAAACUGUCAGAAGGCGUAGACAUACUAUGGAUAAGGACAGUAAAACUGCAGAGCAUCGCUUCUUUAGACGGAGUGUUAUUUGUGACUCUAAUGCCACAGCCCUGGAUCUGCCCAGCAAGUCUUUUUUAUUGGCUUCUCCACCUGAUUCUGACUCUUAUUUAUCCUUCCAUAUAGACACUAGUUUUGGCACCACAAUUGUUUUGCCACCUGCAAUUGAAUUGCCUAACGAGUCGCAACUGGGAGUAUCUAUUGAUGGUGAUGGGCAACUGAAAGAACUGAGACCAGUAGUGCUGGGCAUUUGUGACACCAAAAUAAAAGAGUUAUCACCCCUAGUAGGUAGUGAAGUAUUUGACUUUGUUGACCAAUCUGGAGUGGAUGGCAUUGUAAGUAGCACCAUAGGUCUUGAAAACAAUCUAAAGGGGAAGGAGUUUGAAGAAGAAAAGACUGAAACCAGUAUCCAAAGUGAUGAAGAUGCUGAGCAGAAGGCAGAGGCAGAGAUUCGUGCAGCAGAGAAGAAGCAACAGGAAGAAAAUGAGGAGGUUGAGACCAAAGCAGUGGGGACAUCUCCUGAUGGUCGCUUUCUUAAGUUUGACAUUGAGAUUGGCAGAGGCUCCUUUAAAACAGUCUAUAAGGGCCUGGAUACUGAAACAACUGUGGAGGUUGCAUGGUGUGAGUUGCAGGAUCGAAAGCUUACAAAGUCAGAAAGGCAGAGAUUUAAAGAAGAAGCUGGCAUGCUGAAAGGUCUUCAGCAUCCAAAUAUUGUUCGCUUUUAUGAUUCUUGGGAAUCUCCAUCGAAAGGAAAGAAAUGCAUUGUUCUUGUAACAGAGCUGAUGACAUCUGGCACACUGAAAACGUAUUUGAAGCGCUUCAAGGUAAUGAAGAUUAAAGUGCUUAGAAGCUGGUGUAGACAAAUACUGAAGGGCCUGCAGUUCUUGCACACAAGGACACCUCCCAUUAUCCACAGAGACCUGAAGUGUGACAAUAUUUUCAUUACUGGUCCUACUGGCUCAGUCAAGAUUGGUGAUCUUGGUCUUGCCACUUUAAAGCGAGCUUCAUUUGCAAAGAGUGUUAUAGGUACCCCUGAGUUCAUGGCCCCAGAGAUGUAUGAGGAGAAAUAUGACGAGUCUGUGGAUGUUUACGCAUUUGGGAUGUGUAUGUUGGAGAUGGCUACUUCCGAGUACCCGUACUCAGAGUGUCAUAAUGCAGCACAGAUCUACCGUAGAGUAACAAGUGGUGUCAAGCCUGCCAGCUUUGACAAGGUAGCUAUUCCUGAAGUGAAAGAAAUCAUUGAGGGAUGCAUUCGGCAAAACAAAGACGAAAGAUAUGCUAUCAAGGACCUUUUGAAUCACGCCUUCUUUCAGGAAGAGACUGGUGUCCGUGUAGAACUUGCAGAAGAGGAUGAUGGAGAAAAGAUUGCCAUUAAACUUUGGCUUAGAAUAGAAGAUAUUAAAAAGCUGAAGGGAAAGUAUAAGGAUAAUGAAGCCAUUGAGUUUUCUUUUGACCUAGAAAGGGAUGUCCCAGAAGAUGUUGCACAAGAGAUGGUUGAGUCUGGAUAUGUGUGUGAAGGUGAUCACAAGACCAUGGCAAAAGCAAUUAAGGAUCGUGUUUCGCUCAUUAAGCGUAAGCGAGAGCAGCGUCAGUUAGUACGUGAGGAACAAGAAAAGAGAAAACAAGAGGAGCAACAAGUGGAACUCCAGAAUCAGCUGGGGCACACAAGUUCUACCCAGUCUGCACAGGGCCAGCAGGCAAAUGUAUCUGCCACUGUUUCAAGCACAGUCACUACCACGACCACUACUACUAUCUCAGCAGGUCUGCCAGCUCAGGUGGAGCCAGAGGAGCCAGAAGCUGACCAGCACCAGCAACUUCUUUACCAGCAAGCUGGUGUUUCAGUUGCAUCUGAUGGUACAGUUGACAGUGGACAGGGCUCAUCUAUUUAUUCAGAGUCUCAUCUUAGUCAGCAAAAUUUAUCUUAUGGUUCACCACCUGAUCCAGCUCUACCUAGUCAAGUCCCAGGAUGCACAUCAACUUCUGUCCAGCAAGCCCAGUUGGGAACAAUGUCAUCAUCAUUAUUACAGCAGCCAGUAGUGCCCCAGAUUUCCAGCCAGCAGCAUUCAAGUACCCUGUCCCUUCCAGCUAAUACUCAGCCACAGAUUGCUGCCUCUCAGCAGCCUCCAGGUCAGCAGAAUUCUCAUGUUCCUUCCUCAAAUCUCAUUGGACACUACAUUGCACCACAACAGCAGUCAGUGCCUCCCUCUGUACCUCCUGCAGUCAUCCCUGCUUCUCAUCGUAGUCAGUCUCAUGUAAUUCAGACAAACCAGGUCCCCCACCCAACACAGCCUCCUGUGUCUCAAUCAGUGCAUCCCUUUCAUGGUGAAACUCCACUUUCUUCAGUUUUGGCUUCCAAUCUCCCACAAUCAAGCUCUCUCCCCUCAUCUUCCCAUUAUCAAGCUCUUGGACAGACUUUACCUACCACUUCCUAUCAGCCACAGCAGUUCAAUGCUAAUGCUGUUUUGUCCACAUCAACACCACAUGUCCCUAUCGCGCAGGUGGGUUUCACUCAGCCUUCACUUCACCUGAACAAUCCUAUGGCAACCAGCCUUUCCCAGCAGCCUCAGAUGUCUGGACCACCACUGAUAGUAGCUGCACCUACAGCAUCUAUUGAUGCUCAGACAAUCAUUUCAUCAAGCCAGGUUGUUCCUGUGACUCUAACAGCAGCUCUACUACCCACACAAAUCUUAGGUGGUCAACCUCUUCCUGUAGUUUCAACUGUGCCAGCAACAUGUGAUAUGCAAUUUCAACAUGGAGAUCUUCAACAAGAGAUUCCUCAGAAUGUACCUCAAGGAUUGCCAAAUGACCAGUUCCAGGGUUUGAUUAAUCAAGUUGCUUCAGGCAUUGAUAGUGCUCAUUCUGAUGUGUCUGGAAUGAGUGAUGGAAAUGAAGGGAUGAAUAGCAGCAGUGGAAAACAUGAAGGAAGACCAGCUAAGCGGCAUUUUCGAAAGUCUGUCAGGAGUCGCUCACGGCAUGAGAAGAUGUCCCGUGCCAAAUUGCGUAUUCUAAAUGUGUCUAAUAAAGGAGAUAGAGUUGCUGAGUGUCAGUUAGAAACACACAACAGGAAAAUGGUUACUUUCAAAUUUGACUUGGAUGGUGAUAACCCAGAAGAAAUUGCUGAAAUAAUGGUUGAAAGUGAGUUUAUCUUGGAGAGUGAGAGAGAUUCCUUCAUUGACCAGGUGCGUGAAAUUAUUGAGAAGGCUGAUGAAAUGCUAAGUGAAGAUGCCAGUGGAGAGCCUGAAGGUGAACAAGGUUUAGAGAGAGAUAGUGUAAAAGGGACAUCCUUCUUCCCGGAAUCCCAGAUUUUGAGUGACUUCAGGCUACCAGAGCCUGCAAUUCCCCAAUACAUGGGAAGCCAGGCUGGUACAACAACCCAAGUUGUACAUUCUGCAGGUCGUCGUUUCAUAGUGAGUCCAGUUCCAGAGGCAAGGCUGAAAGAACCUUUUUUUUCUACAGCAGCCACAUCAACCAGAGAAGUGCCAGUUACAGCACCAGUUUUGAACCUCUCUCACUCUGCAUCUUCUGUUAGCCUGCAGCAAGCCUUUACUGAGUUGCGACAUGGCCACUAUCAGGAGGGGCCUAGCACUGCUCCACCCAUCAUUAAUCUACCUGUGCCACCGUUGCCCACUUCUGUUCCAGUCAACAGUACUGUUGCUGGCAUUGUUCCAGUCACUACAGGAGGUGCCCCAGUCUCUACCCCGUCCAAUGUCCAAAUUACAUCAACUCCUUUCAUCCAGUCACAAAGUGUUAGCACUGAGACAUGUCCAACUUCCAUAACCACUGCCUCAAAAGCUCUGCCGCCUCCUGAUGUGAGCUCUGUACUCAAUGUCUCCACAUCUAUCCCAUCUCCUUCAACAGUUCAGUUGCAGCAACAACCUGUUUCCCAGGUGACUUCUGUGGAAUCUACCUUUCUGAAUGCAGUGUCAAUGCCUUUGGUAUCUCAGGCAGGACAACAUGUUAUUUAUUCUGGAGUUAGUUCUUUAUCUCCACCUUUGUCAGUAUCUCAGUCUACACAACAGCCUCUUUUAGGGGUUGCUUCCAGUAUCAGUGCCCCAGCUUCCAUAGUUCCACAUUUGGCAUCUCAGCCAGUCCAAACUACCAGUGUCCUUUUGCCAAAUAUCAAUCUUCCCACCUCUGCUACCUUUCCUAUGACAUCUGUGUCAACCCAACAAGUCAUAGGUGUUCCAACAAGUAUGUCUAUACAAACAUCAGCUUCACAACCUUGCCCUGUGAUUACCAAUACUAGCACGAACAUUCACGAUUUGCUGCCUUCCAUAAUCCCAGUACUUCCUGAAGCAUCCCAGCCAUCCUUAGUUAUGACAGUGCCAGUAUCUGUUCCUUCACUCGCCACAGUUUCAAAUACCCAAGCACUUGUAUCACAACCAGCUGCUAUGCCUCCUCCAAUUGUACAUUCUGCUAUGUCAGGUUUGACCUUGCCAUCUAGCAGUGGUCCUCAGCUAGCUCCCCUGGCUCCUGUCCCGUGCUCUCUGCCUGUUGCUAGUAGUGCUCCAGUAGUUCAGCAGACAUUAGUUCAUACCCAGCCCCAGUCGGCUCCUUUGCCAAACCAGCCUCAUGUACACAAUGCAGAAUGUGAAAGUGACUUGCAGCCCAAAGCUCCUGGUAUUGAUGAUAUAAAAACACUGGAUCAAAAAUUACGUUCUUUGUUUAGUGAACAUAGUGCAGCAUUAUCCUCUAGUCAAGUAGAGCCUGCUGAUAAUGCAGGAACACCAGGCCAGGCUAGUGCCCCAGGUACAGCAGGAGCCACAUCUACCACACCUAUGAUUGUACCCCCAACCAGCCUCCCACUUGGACCAACAGGGCUUCCUAUCAGUACUCCAGUAGCCACACCAGGGCAGGUGUGCACACCAGCAGGAUAUGGUCAGAUUUCAUCUACUGCAGUGCCAGGAGCAAGAGCAGGAACACCACCUGCCAAACUGCCUCUAGGAAGAGUUCCAGUGUUACCUGUAGGUGCAGAAUUACAAGCUGGCACGCCACCUUCUGAAAACCUGCCACCUUUUCCAGGACCUUCACUAACCCAGUCUCAGCAGCCCUUGGAAGAUCUUGAUGCCCAGCUAAGACGUGCACUUAGCCCAGAGACUGUGCCUGUAAACUCCAUGAUGCAGAUUACUCCUUCAACAACAAGCUCUGAUAUUUCAGUUCAUCCUGUGGUUUCAGAGCCACCAUCUCAGCAUGGAGACUGGUAUUCUGGAUCAGGAAUUCAGUGUGGUCGUUUUCAUGUAACAGUUGCUGUUGAGAAUAGUGAAGAUUAUAAAGAACCUACAAGUUCUUCUGAGUCCACUUCCUCCACAUCUCCUCUUUCUAGUCCUGAAAAUACAAUGGUGAAACCUUCAUCGUGCAGAAAUAGUGUUGAUACGGUGGAUGGAUUGACCUCUAUAACUCAAGAGAUGGUUCAGCCAACUACAAUUGGGAGAUUUCAAGUGACCACAAGAAAUGACACUCAAGUGGGACGUUUUUCUGUAUCUAAAACUGAAGACAAAAUUGCUCUGAACCUAGUAGAUUCUACCACUGCUGAUCAGGCUAGAACUCCAAAAGAAUUAACAGACCAGUCUGACAUAGUUAGCACCGAGUCAAAACAUGAACAAUAUGUGCUAGCCAAUGGACCUUCUAAAACUGGAGGGGGUAGUCCAAGUGAGACUUUGUUGGGUGGCUCUGCUUCCCCCCAGUUGCAGGGAUCUAAGAUUUCAUUACCCAACUUUAGCAACUCUUGGAAGUCACCGUACAUGAGCAGCGACAAUGAUUCCGAGUUUGAGGAUGAAGAUUUUAAAAAGGAGUUGCAUCGUCUUAGAGAAAAGCACAUGAAGGAAAUUCAAGCUUUGCAUGUCCGUCAGAAGCAAGAGAUAGAGUGCCUUUACACUAAAUUGGGGAAGGUGCCCCCAGCAGUCAUCAUUCCUCCAGCUGCACCUCUCUCAGGACGGCGCCGGAGACCCACCAAAGGAAAGGGAGGCAAAUCUGGCCGCAGUAGUUCACAAAGCAGCAAAAGCCCUCUUGCGCCAGGUCCGUUACUGGCACAAAGUGCACCUUCAGUACUGGAACAGCAGCAGACUCUGCAUCCUUCUGGCACUGGUCCAGAAGAAGGGCACAAGCAGCAUCUGAAACCAUCUCCAUCUAGUGAGAACCUUUGUUCUACAUACACAAGCGAUGCUGCAAUUUCUGUUCCAAGCUUAUCUGCCCCAGCUCAAGGCUGCACAAAGUUCAACUGUGUCUCUGAAAGACUGACCUUCAAAUUUGGUGGCAGAAGGACGCGAUUUCUGAGUACGCCCUGCUUGGCUCUUUGGAAGAUGGUGAAAAAAGUGUGCCCCUGCAACCAGCUUUGUAGGACAAGCAGCACCAAUGCUGUUAACACUGGUGCUCCAUGUGUUGGCCUGCAGCAACCUACUCUGCCUGCAAGUCGGAAGGGCACCUUUACAGACGAUCUGCACAAACUGGUGGACAACUGGGCCCGUGAUGCAAUGAACCUGUCUCAGGGCAAGCGAAGCUCGAAGCAGCAGCAGCAGUUGCAACAACCCCAACAGCACAACUAUUGUGAUGUGAUUCCUCCAGUCAGUGUUGCAAGGAAGUUCUCCGCCCCUGGCCAGCUCUGCCCUAAUAUUACUAACUCACUAAGUGGGCCGAUCACUGCUCCUUCGGCUACCUCCUUGGGGCCCUAUGCCAAGGCUCCCUUGUGCCCGACUCCUCAGUAUGGGUUUUCUUCUGCUCCAUACAGUGGCCAGUGGACAGGUUCAACUCAGCAAGCCGGACUUCUAAUGACAUCGCAGCCCCUGGGGCAGUUCCAACCAGUUAGUGCUAGCUCAUUGCAGGCCUUCCACCUCAGCACUUUGCAGAAAUCCGUCAGCAACCCCACAGGCCCAAACCUUCGGACAACAUAAACCUUUUGCUUUGCUGAAAGGAAGGGUCUGAGGAUUGGAUCAUCACGGGGUUUUAUUUAACUACAGGGAUCAGGCCUCUCAACGUAGAAUUGAGAAGGGGAAGAAGUACAAUGUAAACGUGUUUCUGUUUGUAGUAGCUGACACUGCUGCUUGUUCUAAAAUGGUCUGAAUAGCUCCACGUUUCAAGGACAAAGAGGUUCUUGUAAUUUACAAAACAAAUACCCAUGUCACAUAACAUGUGCAUUGCAAUGUCCAGGAAUGAUUAUAGGUCAUCUUAGUUUCACUGGCUACUAUAAAAAUGCAAGGCUUUCUGGGGCCACUCUCUUCUAAGCCUAAACUUUGGAUGCCAAAUUGUGCCAAGUAUCCAGUAUUUUGUGGCACAUUUUCAAAAGGCAAUGCUGUGACUAUGGCUGACACUAACUUGUGAUCAGUCUACCAUUCUAGUUGCUAAAAAAGGCUUGGUGAGAGAGCAGCUGGACCCACAAAAAUGUAUGUUGCUUGUCUCUCUCAUUAUUUCCAUUGUUUGUCUGUUAUUUCCCCUCAGCAAGACAAGGAAGUAAAAUGAAAUGAAGCUCAGAGAUCCCAGUAAGAAAUGUUAAAUGGUGGUGCAUCUUCUCCAUUAGCAGCUAGCAACAUCGAGUGUGAGCAGCGGGAAAGCCUGAAUUUGAGAAUUCUGGGUUGACUGGAAUAAGACAUUCUUCUCCCUGAGAAACCCCAGGGCUCUGCCUAGCUUGGGGAGCCAACAACAGCACAGAGAGCCCGUUGAAAUGUGGCUUGUGAGUGAGUGAGUGGUCAUUAAGCUUUAAAUCUGUUAUAUUACUAAAGUUAACUGCUUUUAUAAUCAUGACAGCAUUAGGGGGCCUAUUUAACUAGUUUGAUUGAAAUGUAUAGUUAAAAAACAAAUAAUAAGAAAAUAAAAAGCGUUCUGUGCGGACAUGUAUUUACCCAUCAGUUUUUGAUGUUGAAACACUGUGAUUAUAUAAAUGUUGUUGGACAACAUUAGAUAAACAAAAAUGGAACGUAAAAGAUGAUAAUUAAAAAUAAGUAAGGCUAGCUAUAUCCAUAUUCAGUACUUAUUGGAGACACUUUAACAGUUUUUUCUAUUUUUUUUUUUACUUUCUAUGUAAUAGAUCAAUAAAUGUGAAUGUAAAAUGGUUUAAAUUAAUGUACUUGAAGAACUUUAUCAUCUUCCCCGUCCCCAGUGUGCUUGCUGGAUUUAGAGUGCCUUGUUUUUCUUCUGUUCUGUGUCAUUUACUUCUGAUUGGGCUGAAAUAACUGAAGCACUUAAGCACUAGAGGCCGAUAGAUUGGGAAAGUUUGUUUCAGCAAAGGGAAAUUCAGGAAAAGGAGCAGAAAUGGGCACUUUUGUGUUAUUAGAUGUUUGGUCAAAACCACUCAUAAAGUGGACUUGUAUAGCAUGUUGUGGAAAUGAGUAGCUGGUUGACGAAGGUUGGUGUGCCAUUUGGCAUAGAAAAGAGAUGGAAUGAACAUUGAGCCGAAUUACCCAGGUUUAUAAAUGUAUUAUUACCCCUUGCCAUUCUCAAGAGGUUGUCUAGCUAGGGAGUAAUGCAGACAUAUUCUAUAGUGCACCUAAGAACCAUUGAGGAAACCACACAGAGCGGUCGGUGGUCUCGGUGUGUUGGUUUGAGUUGGGUGGCUUUUUUUUUUUAUCCCCUUCCAAGCAUAUACAUUUGUUGACCGCAGAACCAGAAGAUUGUUUUAUAUGGUGUAUGUGCAUUUGAAGCAGUUUGAGACUUUCAAGUCUGUUUUCUGACAUUUUUUGGGGAUCAUUGCUGUUUCCGAGUUUGUUAGGACCUUGAGGACCACACCUGAUUUAGGAGUGCUUGUUCUCUUUUCUCUGUUGUAGCAAUCUGCUUGGGGUUUCCCUUGCCUUGAUGAUACGAUUGAUGUUCUGCUUUCCUUGCAGACAUGGUUAUUUAGAGUUUGUAGAUGAGUUUGCAAAACUACUUUAUAGUGUAACGGCAUCAGUAGGUGAGGAAGGCUGCCUUCAAUGGGUUUUUGCUUAUGAGGUACAUGGCCUCUCUUGUUCUUUCUGGAGUUUUUAGUGCUAUAAGAUUUGAGUUCCCAGCUUUUUGUUAUUGGCUGUAUUUCGGAGUUGGACCUUUCUAUUUAAUGAGUUUUGGAGGAGAAGCAAAACCUGAACUACUCUGGGUGAUAAUGCAAAAUCGACUCGCAGUGGUUUGGAUUGUUUGCAAGAAAUAGAGUACAUAACGAAUGUUCUUUUGGAGGUUUAUAAAACAAGGCAGUUUAAAACUUGUGCAAGCUCUUUCCCCUCCUGGUAUUUAAUGUAUAAACCAAAAAUGUCUACCUGUAUUUAACUUGGCUAGUUAAUUAAUCCAUCAUUUAGUAUGGGAUGGGGUUUUUAGACCUAUAUGCCUUGGUAAUGUAUUUAUCUAUAACAAGCGUUUAAUGCAAAAAAAAAAAAAUACCCUAAAUAAUAAUAAGUGUUACAAUUCUCAUAUCUUUAUUGUACUAAUGAGUUCAUUUACUGUAGGAAAAAAAAAACCAAACAACUCUGAUCUUGCAUGAGCUGAGAGUUAAUCGCAGCAUCUUGAUCUUAGCCGUUGUAAAGUGCAGCGAGAGGCUGCUGCUGCUGAGUGUCAAGCCUUAUAUUGCAGUUAGCAAAGCCUAUUGGACUGGUGGGACACGGCCCUGUCACUUGAAGUAGCUCGAUGGAUAAAAAGCCUGCCUUCAUUUGUGUGCAACUUUUUGUUUGCUUUUGUCUUUUUUUUUUUUUUUGUGUAUUAUUUGUUUGUUAUUUUUUUUAAUUUUUCUUGUAAUAAUGCUUUGGCAGAUAGUCUUGUAGACAAAACAUACAAAACAGUACAGUAUUAAAAGUAGAAUUGCCAGAAAGCUGUGAAGAUCCUUCAGGAAUGAUAAAGAAAUUGCGUCACUUUUUUUUUCUGUCUUUUACCUUUAAAAAAGUUAAUCCAUGCAAGUAGAUUAGAUUAGUGCCACUAUCUUUAUGGAUGAAUUGCUACUUUCUAAUCCCUGAUUUCAUGGUGAAUGCGAAGGCAGUGAUAGGCGUGAGGAGGGCGCAGAGCGGCAGUGAUGGAGAGUGCGGAGGGAUGUUACGCAGUUCAAGAAUGUGUUCGUUUUUGUUUUUUUUUUUUAAUUCACAGAAAGUAAUUUCUGCUCUAUAACUUUUUUUAUUUACUUUAUUUUAUACCUUUCACAUAGGAAUGUGUUGCAAAGUGCCAUUUUAUGCAAAAAUGGUGUUAAGUAAAAGCUAAUACAGCAUCUCUCUAUUGAAGCACUGCAUGUUACCUGCCUAUCAUACUUUUUCCUUCCCUGCAUAACUGAAUUUAGGCUGUGCUGAUUCUUAUUUUGUUCAUUAUUUCUCCUGUGGAAAAAAAAAAUACAGUAAAAUAAUCUGUUACUUAAUGCUACUGAGCUGUCUGUUAUUUUGUCUUGUUUUACUGAGAUUGUUUCUUCUCUCCAGAGCUUCCAGUGACUGCUGACGUCAUAAUGGAUGCUGCACCUAUUUAACAUUGUAAAAUAAGGUUCUAAUAAAACAUUGUAGGGAAG